GAGUAGUAAGGUGUCCAAAAGUUCAUCAUUUUAUCCUAAACUUUUGGUAAUUUCAUUCGAUGGAUUUCGACAUGAUUAUCUAGAUCUCGUUGCAACACCAAAUUUGCAUCGCUUGGUGAGAGAAGGCGUUCAUGCUCCUUGGAUGAAAAAUGCUUUCAUAACAAAAACAUUGCCAAAUCAUUAUACAAUUUUAACUGGAUUAUACGAAGAAUCUCAUGGUAUUGUUGGGAAUGAAAUGUAUGAUCCUUUACUUAAUGCAACUUUUGAUUUAAACAAAGAUAUGACAAACUCCAAGUGGUGGGAUAAUGGGCAAAUUACACCAGUUUGGUUAGCAAAUCAGUUGGAAGACAGUACUCGUCUGAGUGGAGGAAUGAUGUGGCCAGGCUCUUAUGCAGUGAUUCGUAACAUGACACCUUUUUAUCAUGUUUAUUAUAACACAAGCAUCUCUUGGAAACAGCGAGUAAAUAUUGUGAUGUCUUGGCUAACUAACCAAACGUAUCCAGCCAACUGUGUGUUUUUGUAUUUUGAAGAACCUGAUGUCACUGGACACACAUAUGGACCUAGUUCCCAGCAGGUUAAAGAAAAAGUGCAACAAGUAGAUAAUAUUAUUGGUUAUUUAAUUAAAAAACUUGAGGAAGCUCACCUGUAUGAUGUAGUUAAUCUCAUUGUGUUAAGUGACCAUGGAAUGGCUAACGUUCCUGAACAGAAUGUGAUUGAAAUUGACUCAAUUUUGGAUUCAACACUCUAUGAAAAGUAUGGAGGUUCACCAGUAUGGAAUAUAAGGCCUGUUGAUGGAAAAAUUGAAGAUGUUUACAAAAUUCUAAAAAAUGCCUCAAAAUUUCACAACUUCACAGUAUACAGAAAAGAGAAUAUUCCAGAUGACUACCACUACAAAAGUCACCGUCGUGUCAUGCCAAUUUUGUUGAUAGCUAAAGAAGGAUGGGGAAUAGUGCAUAAUCUAAGUCAGCACAUUAAUUUGCGUGGAUUGCAUGGUUAUAACAAUAGUCUUCCAUCUAUGCAACCUCCUUUCAUUGCUCAUGGCCCAGCCUUCAAAGUCAACUUCACAAUGAAUCCUUUCAACACUGUGGAUCUCUAUCCUCUGAUGUGUCAUAUUCUUGAUAUAUCAUCUAGAUACAGCAAUGGGUCCUUAGCAAAUGUCUGGCCUAUGUUGAAUAUCAAAUUGAGCCAUUCACUCCACAUCAACUAUUUUAAUUCUUGGGUCAUAGUGACAAAGACCAUGAAACCAUCGAGUGUCAUAAUGAGUCAUGCUGCCCCAAAUGGACUGAAAAAUCCUUCAGAAGUGUAA
Limulus polyphemus (Atlantic horseshoe crab) is the source of this 1306-nucleotide messenger RNA. Its product is annotated as ectonucleotide pyrophosphatase/phosphodiesterase family member 5-like. The annotation marks the transcript as partial. NCBI's taxonomy places the organism in Eukaryota, Metazoa, Arthropoda, Merostomata, Xiphosura, Limulidae. The transcript is spliced from 6 exons. The record is from RefSeq and is a predicted model, not a curated record.